CCUGCUAUGGGUAUGGGUGAUCAUGGGUAUUUUUUGGUAAUACCAAAUAUUAUAGUCUCUUUAGUAUUUUGGUAAUACCACCAUGAAUAGAUAAAUAGAAAUGGUGUCGUUCUGUGGCCUGCCAUGCGCUUCCAAAAAUGCAGCACAUCAUCCGCACCUCAUUCAUCGAGAUCCUCGAUAUCGAAGAAAGUCGGCGCGGUGUACGUGUGAUGCACGAUGAGAGUGGAAAAAUUGUCAGCUUUGAUAUGCUACUAUUAAGAAAUGACGAUAUUAUGUUGACAUCCAGCUAAGCUUCUAGUUAAAAGACUGGUAAACAUUCUGCAAUAUAUUUGUGAAUAUCGACAUAGUAAUGGUUUAUUUUAAGGAUAAUACGGAAGCACAAACUUUGUUGAAUGUUUUGCAGUUCACCACAAGAAUCCUAUAUCCGAAGUACCCACAAAUUAUUUUUCCCCUGCUUUCAAAAUUAUACAUAAUAUAUCAAUAUCGUAAAAGAAAGAUGGCAAGCCAUAUAAUUCGUGUUGUACCUCAAGAAAUAGUGACAAAACUCAUUAAUACUUAUUAUGGAAAUUCACAUACCACAGAUCCUUGCAGUUGUGUUUUAAUUCCAGACAGUACACUCAAGUUAUUGGGUGUGUUAAAUGGCAGUUGGGUUAAAAUGAGAAUAUUUUGUAAUGAAUAUGUGAAAGACGGACAUGAUAAGCAAGCAGGAUCACAAAUGAAACAGAAUGCUAUUAUUGUUCAAGUGAUAGCUCUAGAAGAUUUGGAAGACAUGUAUGCCAUUGUUGGUGAUGUCAUGAAUCACAAUUUGAAAAAUCUUCAAAAUUUGGAUGUGGCCAAAGAAUUAUGUGCAAUUUUUGCCAGUAUUGUUACAAAAUCAACUAUUUCAGAAACAUAUUCCACUAGCUUUGUGCCGCAAACAGCAGAAACAGCUAAAAUUGCUUUGGUGCAGUCUUCAAAUGAUAUUGAAAGUGAAGUAUUAAAUGAUAUUUUGAAAAUGCACUUUCGAAUUCCCCGAUAUUUGACUAAAGGAUUCAUUUAUAGCAUAGAAAUAAAACAAUAUUUGUCAUUGUUAAAUUUUUCAGAGAGUACACCCAAGAGUGAUCCACUCUUUUUUAAUGUUGUUGAUUUAUCUGGUCCAGACACUGUAGAAAUACCUUCAAAUAGUGUUGUCUGUGGUUAUUUUGUAUAUAAGGAGGUUUCAACCCUUCAUCAAGUUACUAAUAAACAUUGUUAUUUACCUCUCAAGUCUUCGUGUGUUGCUAACACUUCAAAGACUGUCACAGCAAAAAACUACAAGUCAUUUAUUCUAGAUAUUUGUCCCAGAGGAUUGUUCGAAUACUAUGAACAACUUUUUGCCCAGUUGCACCCAUUUUUAGUAAAACACCAGGCACUGGAGAUAAAUCCAAUGUUCUUGUUAUUUGGGCCACAAGGAGUUGGUAAAAGAGAAAUUGUAAAACAUGUAGCUUCAUCAAUUGGUGUUAAUGUACUCUCAGUUAAUUGUUCUCAUAUGCAUAGUUCAACAACUGGCUAUUCAGAAGGAAAGCUGAAACUUGUACUUAGCAAAGUUAAGAAAUGCUCUCCUUGCAUUUUAUUUUUCAGGAAUUUAGAGGCAAUGUUUAAAGACAAAGAUGGAGAAGAUGAUCAAAGAAUAAUGAGUACAUUUCAGGAAGAGAUAACAAAUUUAUUUAAUUAUACUAGAGAAACUUCCAAAUAUCCUGUUUUCAUUAUUGCAACCUGUGAUACUAUUAAAGAUUCUUGUUCGUCACUACCUGCUGCAGUAGCGCGAACUUUCCUGAAUGUUUUACACGUUACUGUUCCAAACGAAUCGCAGAGAGCAUCUAUGCUGACAUGGUUACUUAAGAAAGAUAAUAUAAAAUUGGAUACUGAACUAUCAGUUCAACAAUUGGCAGCUCAGACAUCUGGAUUUCUGUUUGCUGAUAUUGUGGCAUUAUUAAGCAAUGCUCUUAGCAAUCGUUACAAGCAAUUAAGAUCAACUUCACUGUCUAAAUCAGAAAAUUGUGAAAUAUCAAGAAGAAAAAUAUUUUUACUAAAAGAAGAUGUAGAUGAAGCCUUAGAGACAAUGCAUGCUGCAUAUGCUGAUGCCAUUGGAGCCCCUAGAAUUCCUACUGUAUCUUGGAAAGAUGUUGGUGGUCUGUCUGCUCUUAAGGAGGAAAUACUUCGUACUAUAAAUAUGCCCCUUCGUCACCCAGAACUAACUGCCUCUGGUCUGAGGCGCUCGGGACUUCUUCUUUACGGGCCACCUGGCACAGGAAAAACGUUAUUAGCCAAAGCCGUUGCUACAGAAUGCAGUCUUAAUUUUCUGUCAGUUAAAGGGCCAGAAUUGUUGAAUAUGUAUGUAGGACAGAGUGAAGAGAAUGUUAGAGAAGUUUUUCAACGAGCUCGUAGUUCAGCUCCUUGCAUAAUUUUCUUUGAUGAAUUGGAUUCAUUGGCACCAAAUCGAGGACGAAAUGGAGACUCAGGAGGAGUCAUGGAUAGAGUAGUGUCCCAACUUCUAGCAGAGAUGGAUGGACUUCAGAAGUCUACUCAACUGUUUGUGAUUGGAGCAACUAAUAGGCCAGACUUAAUUGAUCCAGCUCUUCUAAGACCUGGAAGAUUUGACAAGCUGCUUUAUGUUGGUGUUUGUGAAGAUAAGGAUUCUUUGUUGAGUGUGAUGGUUGCACUUACAAGAAAGUUUCAUUUAAAGGCUGAUGUAAACCUGAAGACAGUAGUUGAUCGUCUUCCACCGAAUUUAACUGGUGCUGACUUAUACUCUUUGUGUUCUAAUGCAUGGAUGAAUGCUGUAAAGAUGCACAUUAAGGCUCACAAAGAAGAGAAUAUUCCAAUACCCAAGCAAGUUGAAGUCAGCCAUGCCAACUUUGAGGAUGCUUUGUCAUCUAUCAAACCAUCAGUUUCCCCUGAUGAUUUACAGUACUUUAAAACAGUACAUCAACAAAUAGCUGCUCAUUAGUGCAAUAUUUGAUGAUAUAAAUAUAAAAAGGGUAAAGUACAAAACUUAUUGGGCUUUAUAAUAAGGCAUUUACAAUAGAAAAAUACUGAAUUUUUUAAUGCAGUGUUUAAACCUUUUCGUAUUCUAACGAAAAUUUGUUAUAAUUGUAUAAAAUUUAAAAAGAUGUGGUCUGGAAUGUUGUGUGUGUUUUGGGCAAUAUUCUGAAUUCUUCUUGAAGUCAUUUAAGAGUCAAAUAAUGAGUGAUAGAGAAUUGAAUGUACCAGUUUAAUGUAACUUCAUUCUCAUAUUUUUUAUAUGUAUAGCUGUACAUUUUGAAAUAUAUUGUAUAAUUUGAAGUAUCUAUAAAAUAUUGUCUCUUUUGUUGAUUUAUCUGCCUCAUAC
This is a messenger RNA of Gryllus bimaculatus (two-spotted cricket), 3349 nucleotides long. The record is from the annotation of a GenBank genome assembly. Lineage: Eukaryota; Metazoa; Arthropoda; Insecta; Orthoptera; Gryllidae.